ACAGCAGCCUCACUGACCUGGGGGGGGGGGGUCUCCAGCCCAGAUAGAGGGGCCCGGGGCGGAGUCUGCCAGCCACCACCAGGACAGGAAGCUCUUGGCCUUCGGCGACAGCCGGCAGCCACAGGGCUGCCCCCAGCAACAGUUGUUCUCCAAAAAUAGACGCCACUCCUCGACCAUAUAUGUCCAGGGCUGCAGGGAGAGGCCGGCCACCAUGCACCUCACGCAGCUCAACCGCGAGUGCCUGCUGCACCUCUUCUCCUUCCUGGAUGCCGACAGCAGGAGCAGCCUGGCCGCCACCUGCCCACAGCUGCGCGCCGUGUUCGAGGACCCGGCGCUCUGGUCGUGCCUGCACUUCCGCUCGGCGGCCGAGCUGGCCAGGGCCCACUUCGUGCUGGGCCCCGCACUGCGCAGCCUGGCCGUGUGCUGGCCGCCCAGCCGUGUGCGGGGCUGCGGCGUGGAGGACUGGCUCAAGAGCGCCCUGCAACGCAGCAUCUGCAGCCGCCACGAGAGCCUGGUCAGCGACCUCCUGCGCCGCGUGUGCGCCAGGUGCCCCAACCUGACGACGCUGACGCUGGCGGGGUGCGGCCACGUGACUGACGACUGCCUGACGGGCGUGCUGCUCCGCUGCCCGCGCCUGCGCACUCUGCGCCUGGAGAACUGCGCGCGCGUCACCAACCGCACGCUGGCGGCCGCGGCGGCGCACGGGCACGCGCUCAGCACGCUACACGUCGACUUCUGCCGCAACGUCAGCGCCGCCGGUCUACGUCAGCUGCGCGACGCGCGCCCGCACCUGCGGCUGAGCGCCGACCGCAGCGCCGAGAUGGCGCCCGACCUGCCGCCCGAGCCCGCGCCCCGCCGCCGCGCGCCCCGCUAGCGCCGCCCCGGCCCCCCGAGCGCCCGGCACGCCCCCGAGCCGCCCGCCCGCCACCCCGGCCCUCCGAGCUCGCAGGGUCACCGCCGCCCCCGCGCCCUACGCCAGCCCUCGCCGCAGGCACAGCGGAGGCCCCACGGCCACGUUACCUGGCGGCCGGGCUUCGUGCGCGCGGUCUGGGGCACAAGGCAGGUCCGCCGCGCCGCCCCCGAGCCCGGUGUCCCUGCCCGCGAGCGCGGGGCCCGCGGUGGGCUGCAGGUGGCCCCGCCCCGGCCUGACUCCCGGCCCCGGGAUCUCGGCGGCGUGCUGGGGUCGCCGUGCCGGGACUGAGCGCAGAGCAGCCUCGGCCGACCCGGCUACCCGGAGCUUCCCGCCCGCUCCCCGCUCCCCGCGCCCCGCUCCCCGCGCCCCGCGCCCCGCGCCCCAGCGGCAGCCGCCACCUUCUCCCCAGAGAUCGCGGCGACCGCGAAGCAGAGCACCAAGCGCAUCCCCGCCGCGCCCUCUGCCCGCCUGUUUCACCGGCCUGCGUCCUUACUGUUAAAUAAAUGAUUCUGACGUGGGGGGCCGGGAGGUGGCUCGCUGUUAGUGCGGCCCCGGGUUCAAGCCCCAACAGCACAUGUGGGAGUACCGUGGAGGAAACUGGGAGGGUGGGCCGCGCUGCCAGCCGCGACAGGUGGGGGAGGGGGGGGCCCGACUAGCCCCUCAGCCAAGCAUUAAAGGGCCGGGACCUGCUGCCACCCACCCCAGCCCCGGCCCUCGGAGGCCCAGUAACAGCCAAAGCCUCCUUCAGACAAAACUAAGUUGUCCCCGUGCUCAACACCACCGGACACUGGGCAGGGAAGCAAGCACGGCACAUUCCGCGUCCGGUUUCUCGUCUCUCACGGCCGACACGUGGCCGCCCCCGGCACGGCUCCUCCGAGCCGCCGGCAGCGCUGACCCUGGAAGCUCUCCCGGGGCCACACCGGGGCGCCCCUGGCAAGCGAGUGGCUCAGGCACCCGGCGCUGGGUGCUUCCUGGCCUGCACAAGCCCCCAGCACCCAUCACUCACAGCCAUGACAGCUGUUCUGUCACUUCACAGAAGUCGCUCCCACCGGUGAUGGCCACCUUCUGUGAGCACUGCCCACUGGGCUGCCCUCUCUGCCCGCAGAGGCUGUGAGCUUGUAAACUUUUUUCCUUUAAAGACCUUCCUAUUAUGAAGGAGAGAAUGAGAGGAGGAGAAUGGGGCCAGGGACUGAAGUUUUGCCCUCUGGGGCCCCAGGCACUGGAGGAGGUGCUGUAAGGCUGAGCUGCAGUUCCCCCUGGCCUCGCAGAGCAGGUCUGUUCCCGAAAAGCACGUCGUGCUUCAGGCUGCCGGCCCCCCCUGCUCCAUGGGGCCAAGCAAACGGCUUUUCCCACCGGGAGGAAGGCAGGAAGGUCUGUGAGUCAACAAGCCAUCGGAAGGGCCCACUGAGCGUGAGGCCCCGUGCAGAGCCCUGGCCCCACAUGGAAGCGCCAUGGGUGACAGAGUGCUGUGGUGUCUUCCCACCCUCUCCUCUGAAAUAAGAAGGAAAAAGCUGGGUUAGCGCCUGUGUGCCUUCCGGUGGGAGGCCAACCUGGACUCUGAGCUAGAAGUCUGACUGGGGGUAACACACGCAGCCCAUGAUCCGAUUCCUGAAUCAGUUUUAUUUCUCUGCAUUAGGAACUCUGCACAGGCAAUGCAAAUUAAAACAAAAUAAAUAUAUGAAUACUCAUGUAAAA
Messenger RNA from Erinaceus europaeus (western European hedgehog), 2608 nucleotides. It is a transcript of the gene FBXL22, whose product is annotated as F-box and leucine rich repeat protein 22. Gene Ontology annotation, cellular component: SCF ubiquitin ligase complex. Lineage: Eukaryota; Metazoa; Chordata; Mammalia; Eulipotyphla; Erinaceidae. Gene Ontology annotation, biological process: SCF-dependent proteasomal ubiquitin-dependent protein catabolic process. The record is from RefSeq and is a predicted model, not a curated record. The transcript has 2 exons. Gene Ontology annotation, molecular function: protein binding. The coding region runs from base 212 to 874 and encodes 220 amino acids.